Messenger RNA from Nothobranchius furzeri (turquoise killifish), 2447 nucleotides. It is a transcript of the gene coq8b, whose product is annotated as coenzyme Q8B. The record is from RefSeq and is a predicted model, not a curated record. NCBI's taxonomy places the organism in Eukaryota, Metazoa, Chordata, Actinopteri, Cyprinodontiformes, Nothobranchiidae. Gene Ontology annotation, biological process: ubiquinone biosynthetic process.
AUUGGACGCAAAGCGGCCAGUCAAAGGUUAACUUCCGGGUGUUGUGUAAAGCAAGAAGCUAGCUAGUAAACGAGCCCCGAUAAAUGCUUCGUAACGUUGCUUCUCAAGAACGAGGUGAUGCUGUCGGAGGUCCUGCAGGUGCUUCGUGGGGCCACUAAAGUGGGCUCGGCUCUGGUCUCCACUCAGGGGGAGCAGCUCCGGCUGAUGGUCUGUAACUCCUCCCUAGGAGCAGGAGUCAGAGCUGCUCAGGAUGUGGUGGAUUCACUGACAGCCGCCAUCAUGGGCAGCACCGAUCGAUCUAUAAAGGAGGACGUGUUUCCAGAUGCGGAGGGCUGGGAGAACAUGGACCCAGGUGAAGCAGCUAAAUGGGCUGUGGGGUCUGAGUCCUCUCCUCAUAAUGUGGAGCAAAGCCAGGACCCUGUAGGACCAGCUGGGGGGAUGCACACAGUCGAACAUUCAUCUUUCCUCGGUGUUAAACCUGGAGGGGCCGGCUGGCCAGGGCAGAGCACUCGCUUUCUCCAUGCCGCCCGCCAGCGGUGCUACUACUACCAGACCAGGUGUGUUCACAAACCCGCCGUGGCCAAACUCACACCAGAGGACAUGAGGAAGGCCAGAGAGGUGAAGCAGGCUCUGGUCAAACCAGCCAGACAGAAGCUGAGCGACCACGCCAGGGAGAGGAAGGUUCCCACCACAAGAAUCAGCCGACUUGCUAAUUUUGGAGGACUGGCUGUGGGACUAGGACUUGGUGCCAUAGCAGAAGUGGCCAAACAGUCACUGGGUGGGAAACAAAAAGGAGACACGCGUGCCCUGCUGGACUCGCCCUUCCUGUCAGAGGCGAAUGCUGAGAGAAUAGUCAACACUCUCUGUAAGGUUCGGGGAGCUGCCCUCAAGAUCGGACAGAUGCUCAGCAUUCAAGAUAACUCUUUCAUCAGCCCUCAGCUGCAGAAGAUCUUUGAGCGGGUCCGGCAGAGCGCAGACUUCAUGCCCACGUGGCAGAUGAAGAAGGUUCUGGAGGAGGAGCUCGGUCCAAACUGGAGAGAGAAGCUGUCAUCCUUUGAGGACAAACCGUUCGCUGCAGCUUCCAUUGGCCAGGUGCAUCGUGGCGUGUUAAAGGAUGGAAGAGAGAUUGCCAUGAAGGUCCAGUACCCGGGAGUGGCUGAGAGCAUCCAAAGUGACAUCGACAACCUGAUGUCUGUGUUGAAAAUGAGCGUAGCGCUGCCAGAAGGUCUGUUUGCAGACAGCAGUUUGGAAGUUCUCCAGAGGGAGCUGGUUUGGGAGUGUGACUAUCGGAGGGAAGCAGCUUGUGCCAAGAAGUUCAGGUGUCUGCUGGACGGGGACGACUUCUUUGACGUUCCAGCUGUAGUCGAUGAGCUGUCCAGCAGCAGGGUGCUGGCCAUGGAGCUGGUGCACGGAGUUCCUCUGGAUCGCUGCGUGGACCUGGACCAGGAAACACGGAACCAGAUCUCCUACAACAUCCUGCAGCUGUGUCUCAGAGAGCUGUUUGAGUUCAGGUUCAUGCAGACGGAUCCUAACUGGGCCAACUUCUUCUACAACUCCGACACCAACAAGGUGUUUCUCUUGGACUUCGGAGCGUGCAGAGGCUACCCAGAAUCCUUCACAGACGACUACAUCCAGGUGGUUUUUGCAGCGUCCGUCGGGGAUCGAGACACCGUUCUCUCUAAAUCCAAAGACCUGAAGUUCCUGACAGGCUUUGAAACCAAGGCCUUUAAGGAUGCCCACGUGGAGGCUGUGAUGAUCCUCGGUGAAGCUUUUGCGUCUGCCGAACCCUUUGACUUCGGCACUCAGAGCACCACCCAGCGCAUCCAGAGCCUCAUCCCUGUCAUGCUGCGCCAUCGCCUCACUCCACCCCCUGAGGAGACGUACUCCCUCCACAGAAAGAUGGCUGGCUCCUUCCUCAUCUGCUCCAAACUGAAGGCCCAGAUCGCCUGUAGGGACAUGUUUCUGGACGUGUACAACGCCUACAAUCAGAGGAGGCGGGGCGAGCGGGCGGCGCAGACCGCUUCCUAACCAGUCCGGAGGGACGUGUCCUUCGUAGAAUCAGACUGGAUCUGGACUCUGUCAGUUAGUUACUGGCUCUGAUGAAGAUCGUUAUGUUCUUCAUGUUUCCUCCUGUUCCUGCUUCAUGUCUAACAUCAUCAUGAGGAGACAAGCCGCCUGCUAAGGCCUUGUUCCCUUUUGACUGAAGACACGGUUUCUGUCAGAGAAGCACCUCGGCUCACUUUGGAAUGAGCUCACUUCAUUUUUAUAGAACUCCAGAGAAUUGUGUGUGUGUGUGUGUGUGUGUGUGUGUGUGUGUGUGUGUGUGUGUGUGUGUGUGUGUGUGUGUGUGUGUCAGAUGUUUCCUAAAAAUCCUGAUUUUAAUCUCACCUCAGCUUCGUGUGUGUGUCAUUUCUUACGUUAUCGGUGUGAAUAAAGUGUGUUUGUUA